This is a messenger RNA of Cladocopium goreaui, 1032 nucleotides long. Lineage: Eukaryota; Dinophyceae; Suessiales; Symbiodiniaceae. The record is from the annotation of a GenBank genome assembly.
AUGAAGCACGAACAUGAGAGCCACAUCUCUUGGCGGCGGCUUCAAGAGGCCCACAAAUACAAUGGAGCAUCUGGCUACAAGGAGGCCUAUAUGGAUGGAGUGGCGGAAUACAACAGCUAUGGUUUUGUCGGAGUCUGCAGCAAAUCAUGGUCUCUUCUUGAACGUCGAGCAUGUGUCACCAGACUCACCCCGGAGCAGUGGGUAUCCCAGAUUGACUUGAUUUGUGUUCAAGUCUACAUCUUUGACCACAUGGUUAUUGCCAAGAACAAUGAUGGACAGAAUGAAUUCCCGCUGGACAUACUCCAAAAAGUCGAGCUGGGGAUCUUGGAAGGGGACUUUGCCGAAGAAGCCAUGGACUUGCUCACGACGAAAGAUCGAAACUUCAAACCUGCUGAUUCCACCAUGUGGAAGGACAAUGCCUCUACACCUCAGGAAUCGGAAGCAGAUCCUUCUCACGAAGUUCCUUUGGACGCAGCUGACAACAAGCUAGACGCCUUGAGCAAGGACGCAAAGCAGAAGGCAUGGCAACACGACAGCUUGUCAUUGGCAAGAGAUGUGGCUGCAAUUGCCAAAAUGAUGCAGCAGGUUCAGAAAACCGAAAAAGCCGAACGACUUCGCCGCAUAACCCAUGUUCGAAGCGAGAAUGUCAUCGGUGCAUCCAUCAUUUCCAACCACAUGGAGAAGCAUGCAAAGCAUUUGGGUGGAAGUGAAGCUGACUUGACCCAUGCAGUGGAACAGUUUGUGGCUGCACGCAAAGCAACAGCUGGUGCGCUCGUGGUUUGGGCCGAUUUGACCAAGUUUGGUCGCCUGGGUGUGAGCGACUUGAACUUUGUUGUCAGCAUUAUCCACAAAGCUUUGUCCAAAGUCCCGACCAAGGGUGUUGCAAUCUUGAUUGCGCCGCACCUAGUGUCAGAGAAGGUAUCUGGUGGGCAGCGAGGAGACGUUAGGCGAAUAGAGGACAAACUCGAUUCUCGACAAUUGUUGAACCAGCUCAUCACGAUCAGAAUGGAGUGUCCACCAGCCAGCAAGAAG